AUGCCACCACAACUGUUCCAUAGCCAUCAUCCUCUCCUCACCCCCAAAGCAGCACCUCCAAUACAACCACAAAUCUCCCCAAAAUCACGUUUCAAAGGUAGAAUGAAAUUCACCAUAAAGAAUCUCAUCCUACUCCUUGUUUUUGUUUUAUGCGGUGCUUCCCUUCUCAGAUUUCUCAACAUUAGCAUGAUAAGUUAUAAUUCACCUGUAUCGAUAUCCCUUCCUCCUCCAAUCCACGAGCACCAAUGUUCAAUUUGUAGAAAAAACAACAUAACUCACCCGAAAGCUCCUCGUAGCUCUAUUUCUAGAGAUGCAAACAACGGCCUCACUUAUAAGGAGAAAAAAUUCCUCUUGGAAUUACUCUCUCACUUAAUCCCAUGCAACCUGCUUAUUUUUGGGCAAAAACGUCACUACUCAACCAUAUCAUCUCUAAAUGCCGGUGGAUUCACCACCUUCCUCGAGAACAACCCCGAAAAAACGGACACGUUCAGAUCCUCCAACAAUACACGAGUUCACAAUGUAAAGUACAACACAAUGGCAUCAGAAGCUUACCGGCUGCUAAAAGACGCGAGAGCAAAUCCACACUGCCGGCCAAAUUCUGACCAACUGUUAAGAAGAUGCAAUCUGGCAUUGACAAACCUCCCACGAGAAGUUUAUGAUACUAUGUGGGAUUUUGUAGUUGUGGACGGCCCAAGUGGUGAUGGGCCCGAUUCGCCUGGAAGAAUGGGUCCCAUCUACACAGCUGGUGUGCUGGCAAGAAGAAGAAAUAGGACUCGUGUUAUAGUGCACGAUGUUGACCGGAUGAUUGAGAAGUGGUUCUCAUGGGAGUUUUUGUGCGAGGAGAAUUUGGUUUCGGCCAAGGGUAGAUUCUGGCAUUUUCAAGUGGUUAGAGUGACUAAUGCAACCACAUUUUGCACAACAACAUAA
Molecule: messenger RNA, 927 nt
Organism: Striga asiatica
Lineage: Eukaryota; Viridiplantae; Streptophyta; Magnoliopsida; Lamiales; Orobanchaceae
Source: the annotation of a GenBank genome assembly